Messenger RNA from Knipowitschia caucasica, 2592 nucleotides. Lineage: Eukaryota; Metazoa; Chordata; Actinopteri; Gobiiformes; Gobiidae. The record is from the annotation of a GenBank genome assembly.
AUGCAGCCGUCCCAGGGCAUAGUCCCGCAACAGCAGCAGCAGCAACAGCACAACAACAGAGCCUUCUGGGAUACCCUCUGGAGUCCGGCCGCCGAUGCCCGCGUUCCCAGAGUGCAGCGCGGUGUUGACAGUAGCUGUCAUGGCGGCAUGGCGGCAGGCUCCGUCUUCUACAGAACCCUGGUCCGACCCCAGACCAGAACUGAGUCCAGGGCGGAGACCAGACCAGAGUCGAGUCCAAACCAGGCUCCUGUCGUGUGCCGGGAACAGCUGGUGGUUUGGGAUGUUGAACGUUACACCAGAGACCAGAGUUCAACUCUGUGCUUCCCCCAAAAUGUGUUCCACAGUCCAGAUCUUUACGACUUGACGCUUUUCGAUGGCGACUGUCUUCUCCGCGUCUCAUUGGAUCCAAGUCUCAAUCAUUUAGUAGAAAAACGCCAACUUUUCCGCGGAGCUGUUGUAAGAGGCGCUACAUUCAGGACCAGUCUGGCACUACAACUCCCAGAAUCCUCCACUGCUGAGGACCACGCCUUCCAUUCAGACAGUUUCAGCCUGGUCUCUCUCAAAGUCUGUGGUCGUCAGCAGGACCUGGAUCCCGGUCCAUGGUCCUGGUUUGGGUCUAGUCCUACCUCUGAUCCUCAUGUUGGGGAAGUUGGAGUUUUGCCACUCAGAGCCAAACGCAGCGUGUUUCUGCCGCUAUGGAACAACACAGAUCCCCAUGGCAACGGCUGGAGACAAGCCCCUCCCACUGACGAAGAGAGAGAGUCAGAAGAGGAAGAGGAGGAAGCUCUGGUCCCGUCUGUUUCUGUGGCGGAUCUGAAACGCAGUUUCUUGAGUUUCUCUCGUGGAACGUUUCACAAGCAGCUGAUCGCUCGAAUCCUUCACAAAUCUGCGCUGACUUACUACGGCCGGCCGGAGAAGAACUGCCCUUGUCCAUUUAAGGCUGUUCUGGAGGUGUGCGACCGAUCCGGAAGCGUUACUGUGGUGUUGUGGAACAGCGUUUGUCUGGACUGGUAUCUCUGUCUCACACCCGGUGACAUCAUCAGUCUGCGACGCUUCCGGGUCAAGCCACUGUUCCAGGGACUGCGCCAAGACGACAUCGAGAUCAGUGUGAACAGCAGGAACCCAGCGUCUCAGAUCAGAAAACUCCCAGAAUCCUCGGUGUCUCCGCAGCACCUGCCCCCAGAGCCCACAUACUCCUUCUGCUCCAGUGCGGAGCUGCGCGACAGGCCUCACGGUGAAGUGUGUGACAUCAUCGGUUUGGUGACCUUUUCAGGACGAAGUGAACGAAUCCGUUCCAAAGAUUCUCAAGGGGCGGAGCUGUUCUUGGAAUACCGCUGGCUACGAUUGGAGGAUGGGAGCUGCAAUCAACCAAUCACAGUGAAGCUAUUUGCCACAUCACAGCCAGAAGUCCACAGACACCUGCAUCCAAUGUCAGUGGUGGUCUGUACUCGCCUCAAACUCAUCCGGACUCUGGACCAGACCCACUUUUACAUGACCAACACCAGCUCCAGCCAAGUCUACUGCACAGGUCUGGGACAGCACUCCCAUAUGUCCUAUCGGAGACUGUGUGCUGUGAGACGCUUCUUGAAGUGGCUGCGGACACAGGAUGACAGCCAGGUCCUUAGUCGCGCUCUGAUUGGAGGCUUCUUUGUGUUCCCGCCCUCUCCAGUCACCAUGGAAACUUUCAUUAAGUCCCGCAGAGUUGCACCUUCCGUCCUGGAGGGGGCAGAGCUCCGCCGGGAGCUGGACCAACUCUGUUACCGCGAGCGACGCAGAUUCUGUUUCCAAGCGACUAUCUGUACAGUGACCCACUGUCGCCGGGGACAGAUGGAUCCGUGUUUGUCCUGGUCUCUAUCUCCGCCCACUCCUUUCGCCACGCCCAUGUCCACUCCCCGAUCUGACCAAUCCCCUCGCUCCAUCAGAAGUCCCUCCACCAUUUCUUCAUCACCUGUCAAUCAGCCCAGGGCCCGCCCCUUGGACCACACCACCAGCCGGUCAGUGAAGAGGAGGUUAUUCCACGCCCAAACUCCAAACAAGCGGUCUCCGUUUGCCGCACUUCGACCGGAGCCCAGUCAUGACUCAGUGGUUCUUUUCGACGCAUCUCUGGAGUUUCUGCAGGACUCUGAGGACCCAGUAGAAGACUCCGCCCCUUCCUCUUACAUUACCACGAUUCCGCCCCUAGCCCCCAUCGCUGUGGAGACGCUGCCAGUUCGCUUCGACCCCGCCCACAAACAAGAACUGGCUGUUGUCACGGCGAUGGAUGGAAAUAUGGCCAGCAGCGAACACAACUUCCAGUUCGACUUUGAGGAUUACUACUCCCUCGGGCUUCAGUGUACAAUGCUCUCCGGCUCCACUCUGGACGUCGUCUUCCUCCCGUCCCUCUCGCCGUCUCCAGCGCGUCACUCAAACUCGUGGGCGGCCAUUUUGUCUCACGGCGCCUUCUCCCCCCACUGCCCGCCCCCCGCACCUGUCGAUCUCAUCGCCACGGCGACACAGCUGUCUAAUCAGAGGCUGCUGUGCGUGCUGGAGGCAUGUCAUCUGGGCGGGGCCUCGCUGGAGCUGGUUCUGACCCGAGGUUUUGUCUUGAACUAA